AUGCAGCGAAGUUCCACUUCCACGACAGGGAGCUCAAGAAUAUCUACAGCUGGUGAAUCUUCCAGACACACCCCUAGAAGUACAACAAGCUUAGAUAAUGAAGUUGUGUUGCGAAGACAUGCAGCAAAUCUUCAAUCACCAAAUGCUGCAUUGGAUGAUGGUGUUCUAGUUAAUGAUGGAAGGGUUUCUGAAGAUAGUGCUAUUGACCUAGGAGAUGUUAUCACAGAUGAAGAAGAAAUUGUUGAGGAGCUUAUAAAGAGAGGUGUUGAAAACUUUGACAUGGCAUUGGAACAUUGGUAUGAAGCUACAGAUUAUGUGAUGGAAUGGCGGCGUCCAGGUCUCUCUCAAGGAGGAAAAAACUCAUUCUUCCUUAUUGAAGCGGACAAAAAGCUGAAUGCCUUGAUUAGUGGUUCCAGAAAGCUGCGGAAAGUGAUUGAACAGUAUGAUCUCAUGGAGACACCUUUACCACGGACACCAAACAACAUGUCGACAUGGAUUGAUGAUGGGAGUUUACAGGAGCAAAUACCGUUGGAAUUCAAUGAAGAUCUGGAGGAUCAGAACUCUUCUGAUGCUGAUUCCUUUGUGUCUGCAUCUGAUAAUACACAGUUAGAGUUUGACGAUAUCAUUAAUGAGAGACUUGUCAAUGAGUCACAGCUACUGAAGCUGUUUAGGGAAGCUGUUCUUCAUACAGCUGGAAGUCAUAGUCACCUUGAGUUUCAUGUGUCUGGACUGCAACAUUACAUUCGUCAUGGUAUCUGCUGUCGUAAGAUCAGCAUUGUACAUUCUUUAUUGUCCUUUACGACAGCCAUCUGGGGAGUUUUAAAGGCUAAAACUUCUUAUCUUAAGGACCCUUACGGUUUCAUGGCUCAUUUCUAUGUAGUGGCGCAGUAUGUUUCUCCAGUUCUCGCUUGGGGAUUCCUGGGAUCAGAUGACAAACUGAAAAUAGUCUGUGAAUACUUCAAGAGCCUUAUCCUUGAUUUCAUCAGGGACUUGUUUGACUUCACAACCUGUGAUUAUUCGUCAAUUGAAAGCUUGUGCGACUCAAUCGUGAGGCUGGCCAAAGAAAGAAGCGAACAGUUAUUGAAUAGCGAUACCUGUGAAACCAAGCUUCUCCAAGCAGCUGCUUCUUUUGAUGAAACACUGAUCGAGGCACCGACCACUCCCAGCAAAGAAGUUCAAAAGAAUGAAGAACACGUCUGAAGGAGGACGUUUUCAAUUCAACUUGACAAAAGAAAUUUUUUUAACCAUGUCUCCGAACCUUGUUAAUCAAAAAGAAAAAUGACUUGCGUGAUGCUAAGUGUGGAAAUAGCGCGAUGAAAUAAUUCGGAUUUCUAAUUUAAGGCCAAUUACGUUGAAGUGCAAGAUUUUGGGAGUAUAUUUGAGUAUAUUUUUAUCUUGGAGGCAAAAUCUUGCUACUCAGCGGAUCAUAAAUUUUGGUAAUUCUUUUAAAUAGGAAAUGAUCAUAAGAUAUUUCAUUUUAUUGUUGGUGGCUAGAAAAUUGGACAUCUUACUUUUUCUCGAGUUCUCCUGAUAUCCCUUGUCUAUUUCGUAUCAAGAGCAAUUUUUCAUGCCAGUUUUGGUAAGGUCAGAAGACUUGGAGGUGCAAAUGGCUUGCCAAUUGUACAUAUGAACAACAGUGGUUUUAAGGAUUUUUAAAGGAUUCAUGAGUACAGAGCUGUACAAAGAUGCGUGGGACUUGAAACAAAAGCAUUCGGUUUUGUGUCCCCUCUUAAAGACAAUAUCAUUAAAUUAUUUUAGUGUUUCA
Molecule: messenger RNA, 1765 nt
Organism: Pocillopora verrucosa
Lineage: Eukaryota; Metazoa; Cnidaria; Anthozoa; Scleractinia; Pocilloporidae
Product: mitoguardin 1-like
Biological process (GO): mitochondrial fusion
Source: RefSeq, a predicted model, not a curated record